AUGGAUGAUUACAAGUUGGUCAAACUCUUAAUUGGAGGAAAGAAUACUGUAGUCCAUAUUUAUACGUUGGGAUCGAAUUCUUGGAAAUGCAUCGGAACCAUUCCCUAUAAGUUUCCUUAUCAUAGCGGCCGGUCUGGGGAGAUCGUUAGUGGAGCUCUUCAUUGGUUAAUCAAAACAGCUACCAACUUCAAGGCUAUAGUCUCAUUUGACGUAGCCGAAGAGAGAUUUCAAGAAUUUCAACUACCAGAAAAUUUUCUGGAAAAGAAGGAAUCGCUCAAUUGUAACACUUGUUUGGCAGACUGUGAAGGUUAUCUCUGUUUACUUGUAAAUUCUGAUAACUAUCAAUUUGAUGUAUGGGUUAUGCAGGAGUAUGGAGUUCACAAAUCAUGGGCUAAGCUUUCUUCCAUUACCCUAACAUUUGUUGCGGGAGAAUCCUUUUACUCGAGGAAUCAUGUAUGGAGUUCAGAUAACAGUUCACGUACGCUUAGGCUUAUGUGUUAUUUCAAGAACGGUAAAAUUUUGUUUGGGUUUUGCGGUGAUCUGAUUCUGUAUGACCUGGAGAGAGAAACAUAUGAACGUAUUCGAACGCUGGUAGGUAAUGUGGAAAAAUAUGUUGAAAGCCUUGUCUCACUUAAUUCUAGUACUUACAUGAGCAAAUUGAAAACUCGAGGCGUUAACUUGAAACUUAAAGGAAAGGAUAUUGUAAGUGGUUGGUAG
Messenger RNA from Papaver somniferum (opium poppy), 717 nucleotides. RefSeq names its product F-box/kelch-repeat protein At3g06240-like. The record is from RefSeq and is a predicted model, not a curated record. The transcript has a single exon. Lineage: Eukaryota; Viridiplantae; Streptophyta; Magnoliopsida; Ranunculales; Papaveraceae. Bases 1 to 717 code for a protein of 238 amino acids.